This is a messenger RNA of Fusarium venenatum, 459 nucleotides long. RefSeq names its product Tannase/feruloyl esterase. The record is from RefSeq and is a predicted model, not a curated record. Lineage: Eukaryota; Fungi; Ascomycota; Sordariomycetes; Hypocreales; Nectriaceae.
AUGUCCUACAACGCUGAUGAGUUCAACUGGGGAUCAGACGUGGAAUUCAUGGAUGCGAGAACCGGCCCACUUACCAACGCCAUCGAAACAAACCUGACUUUGUUCCGGAAUAGAGGUGGGAAAAUGAUCGUUCACGCUGGCUGGGCAGACCCCAACAUCUCCCCACAGUGGCCGAUGAAGCACGUCGAGGCUAUAACACGCGACACUCUUGGCAAAGAAGUGACCAUAGCAGAGAACGUCUUUGUCAAGCUCGUUAUGAUACCUGGAGGUGGACACUGCGGGUCUAUGAACGCAAAAUAUCCAUACGUACCAGCACAAUACGACUUUACUUCUGCACUGAUUGAUUGGGUCGAGAAGGGAACGGAACCUAUGGCGGGUAUCGAGAGUUGGGGGCCCGAAAAUGGAGAAAAUAGAACCAGAAGGCUUUUGUACAUGGCCGCAGAUUGCGAAGUUGAAUAA